AGAUAGAGACCCCAACCUAGCGCGAAGGGUGGUUUCCAUCGGCAUAUUCUUAUCUCCACCGUCAAGUUCCAUAGCUCUUUCUUCCCUGUCCCAAUUCGAAACCCUAAUUUUCAGUCUUCUCUUCCGCUAUCCGACCUCCACCAACUACGCUGCUGGCGGCCCGCAAUGUUCUGGAUUUCUUUCUCUCUAAAAUCCUCUCCAUCUUCCACCACUGAUGCAAUGUUAUGCAGUUCUGAGAUUGAGGCCUUAAUUUUGCACCAACUGCAUUCAAUGUGGAGUAUGUGUGUACACGGACAGUUUUUGCAACGAAACACCGGUUAGAGAAAAGAGAAAGAAAAAUGUAUGCACUGGUCUAAAAUCAUCCAAUCGAAUUCACUAUUUGGACCAGAUGUGCGAUUAACAUAGCAGAGGAGAGAGAUCAGAUAUUGUAUGCCCAACAAUUUCUCCUCGUCGGCGAUGAACAACGAAUAAUCCACGACAACCGUCGACUGGCAAAACUAAGCUGAGCAAGGACUCAACCAUUCAGCUUUGCACUUGACCUUGUAUCAUGUGCAAGGACAUGGCUCGCCUAUGACCUCCCAGUCUCCGCCAUCCUUUUCCGAGUUACUUUCUCAUGACCAAGCACGAGUUAAGCAUCUAAACUCCAGAUUCACUAAGACUAGAACAAGUGGUGCCACAAACUCCGCCUCACACAAAUCGGAACACCUUUUUGGACCAAAGUUCAUCAGCACACCCUUGAACCCUGGUCUGUCCAUUGGUGCUGGCAAUUACUAUGUCAAGAUUGGACUUGGCACUCCACCGAGUUACUAUCCCGUGCUUGUCGACACGGGCAGCUCCUUCUCCUGGCUGCAAUGCCAGCCUUGCCUCGGAUACUGCCAUCCACAGGUCGUUCCCUACUUUGAUCCCACUGCAUCCAGCACCAACAAAAAGUUAUCGUGCACAACACCCGAGUGCAAUUCACUCAAGGAAGCCACUUUGAAUGACCCUGCUUGCACUUCUGCUAAUGAGUGUGUGUAUGAGGCUAGCUAUGGGGACAAAUCUUUUUCCAGUGGCUACUUGAGUCAGGAUUCACUUAGCCUAACACAAUCAGAAACACUGCCUGGUUUUGUGUACGGGUGUGGGCAGGACAAUGAAGGAUAUUUUGGUAAGUCUGCUGGUCUUUUUGGCCUGGCUCGUAACAAGCUCUCCAUGAUCUCUCAGCUGUCAACCAAAUAUGGAUAUGCCUUCUCCUACUGCCUCCCAACAGCGAAAGGAGGCAGUGGAGGCUCAUUGACCAUAGGAAGGGAUUCAUUGAUGGGAUCAUCCUAUAAGUUCACUCCAAUGCUUACUAAUUCCCGAGAGAGCAGCUUGUACUUUUUGAGUUUGUCUGCAAUUGCAGUGGCAGGCAGAACACUGGGGGUGACAGAGGCAGAGUACAAGGCUCCAACAAUAAUAGAUUCUGGGACGGUGAUCUCGCGCCUUCCUAUGUCAGUAUAUGCAGUUCUCCGUGAUGAAUUCACCAAGAUCAUGUCAUCAAAGCACGAAACUGCCCCCGCGUAUAGCAUUCUCGACACAUGUUAUAAAGGGAGUUUGAAGGAGAUGUCAGAUGUGCCGGAGGUUCGGAUGGUGUUUCAAGGAGAGGCCUACCUCACUCUUGCGCCUCACAACAUUCUGUACGAUAUUGCCGAGGAGAACAUUACAUGCUUGGCCUUCAUAGGAAACUCGGCCAGUGAUGGAAUCGCCAUUAUUGGAAACACACAGCAACAGACAUAUAGUGUGGCUUAUGAUGUCACAAAUUCAAGAAUCGGAUUUGCUGCUGGGGGCUGCAGCUAGUUAUUUAAAUGAUAGUAACUUUAUCUCAUAUAUCAAACAUUAUGGCAUCUCAUGUAAAAGGAGUCAUGAGGACACUCUGCAACAACCCUUUAUAUGUGAUAGAUAAAGAUCCCAAAACCCUAAAUUGUUCUUAUUUGGGAUCAUAGAUCCUAAGGUUGUAUAUGAAGAUUGUGUUAUUGUAUAACAAAGAAGAUGUUAGAACGAAUUAAGAAAAAUAAUAUCAUCUUCAUAUUGUUGGAUCA
Molecule: messenger RNA, 2054 nt
Organism: Cornus florida
Lineage: Eukaryota; Viridiplantae; Streptophyta; Magnoliopsida; Cornales; Cornaceae
Product: aspartyl protease family protein At5g10770-like
Exons: 2
Coding region: 571-1812 (413 amino acids)
Biological process (GO): proteolysis
Molecular function (GO): aspartic-type endopeptidase activity
Source: RefSeq, a predicted model, not a curated record